AUGGCCACUUCGGAAUAUUCUAAUUGCCAGACGCCUCUAUCGCCUUCAAUAUACGCCAAGAGAUCUCCAGGAGAUAUUGAAGAAGGCAGACAUGUGUAUCGACCUGGCGGAUUCCAUCCGGUCUACGUUGGCGACAUAUACCACGACAGGUACGAGGUACUAAGUAAGCUCGGCUACGGCGCCUAUUCCACCGUUUGGCUUGCCAGAGACACUCAGAGACAGAAGCGAGACUCUUCUGAGUUCAUUGCCCUCAAGGUUCUUAGUGCCGAAUGUUACGGUGCAGAGAAAGAUCUCUUUGAGAGAGAGAUUUUGACACAUCUGAAAAAUGGAAACCCUAAGCAGGUUGGGUACGACCAAAUCUGCCACCUGGUGGAUGACUUUGAGCACAAGGGCCCCAACGGGACGCAUGUAUGCCUGGUGUUUGAGCUUAUUGGAGAGAGUCUCCGUAGUUUUGGCGGCUGGUUCCCAGAAAGCAUGAUCCCAGAAUCGGUUAUGCGACGCUUUACGAUUCAACUGCUACUAGCGCUGGACUAUGCUCAUGACCAUAAUGUUAUCCAUACAGAUAUUCAACCGAGCAACAUUUUUGUGAAAAUGAGAGAUUACACUCUUAUAGAAUCUGGCUACCUAGUCAAGGAGUUGAUGCCACAUCAGGAAAAGAAUGAAGAGCGAUAUACCGUCGUUCCUUCUCGUUCUUUUCGUCGUUAUUACUUCAACAUCACCGACAAUUUUUCUCACUUCGAUAUCGUUCUCGGAGACUGGGGGGUCUCGAGCUGGGCCGACAAACACCUCACAGAGAAGAUUCAACCUGUCGCCCUCCGCGCCCCCGAGGUUCUGAUCGAAGCCCCAUGGGAUGCUACAACGGACUUUUGGAACCUUGGCGCUGUCCUCCUGGAACUGUUUUGCGCGGUGCGCAUGUUCAGCGGUGAAGUUCCUCCUGAUGGACACUACGAGCUUAAACAGCAUUUAACAGAGAUUGUGGAUCUCUUCGGCCCUGUCCCCAAGGCUUUUACUGGAGAAAGGUUGUCAAGAUAUCGUCCAAUUGGUUUUUAA
Molecule: messenger RNA, 1050 nt
Organism: Talaromyces rugulosus
Lineage: Eukaryota; Fungi; Ascomycota; Eurotiomycetes; Eurotiales; Trichocomaceae
Exons: 3
Coding region: 1-1050 (349 amino acids)
Biological process (GO): protein phosphorylation; spliceosomal complex assembly; regulation of mRNA processing
Molecular function (GO): protein kinase activity; ATP binding
Source: RefSeq, a predicted model, not a curated record